Molecule: messenger RNA, 663 nt
Organism: Hyposmocoma kahamanoa
Lineage: Eukaryota; Metazoa; Arthropoda; Insecta; Lepidoptera; Cosmopterigidae
Product: rRNA-processing protein UTP23 homolog
Exons: 2
Coding region: 1-654 (217 amino acids)
Cellular component (GO): nucleolus; small-subunit processome
Molecular function (GO): small ribosomal subunit rRNA binding
Source: RefSeq, a predicted model, not a curated record
AUGGUUUGCAACCUCAAUGAACACAUCAACAUUAGAGACCAGCUACCAAAAUAUCUCAAUGCACAAGUAAAGCUGCUCACAACACGGUGCAUCAUCAUAGAAACUGAAAAGAUAUCAAAAAAGACGCAAGGUGCAUUGACUAUAUUGAAGCAGUUUGGUAUUCACGAGUGUGGGCAUAAGGAGCCAGUUACCGGCUCACAUUGCAUAUUGUCCAUGAUUGGCAAGAAAAAUGACAAACAUUACAUUUUAGCUUCACAGGAUAGAGAGUUACAAGAAAAGCUACGCAAAAAAGCAGGUACACCCUUGCUCUAUCUCCACAAUAAAUCCCCCACAUUAGAGAAACCUUCGAAAGCCAGUUAUGAUAAAGCUGGCCAUACAUUGGAAACCGAUCCUCAUAUAUUUGUAACUGAGACUCAAAAUGUGGCACUCCAGCAGAUGAAAAAGGCUUUAGGGAUUGAAAUGAACACAGAUGAACCUAAAUUACCUGUUACAAGGAAGAAGCCUCAUAAUCCUAACCCACUUUCUUGUAAAAAGAAAAGAAAGAAAACAGUUACAGCUAUAGAUGGGAAGGGUGGUGUAAGUGAACACAAAGUUAGAAAAAGAAAGAAGAAAAAGUUACCUAAGCAUGUUAAAGAGCAAUUGACGGGUAAAUAAUAAAUUGAU